AUGUCCCGGUUGUGUGGUUCAUCAUUAAUGGACGAUAAUGUUAUGCGACGCUAUACAGAUAAAUCAACUGAAGCAUCACAUUAUGUACAAUAUGAUCAAGGCUAUCGUGUUGAAUAUUGUGCAGCAUCGGAUGCUUUUACACAUGCAUCAGAAACAUUUAAAGAAUUCUUUAAUCAACGUCGUCGAUGGAUGCCUUCAACUAUGGCAAAAGAUACAAAACAUACAACAUAUGUGAAUGAAAAUAUUUCGAAAGUAUGUAUGUUUUAUCAAGCAGUUCUAUUUCUAUUGACUAUUGCUGAAUCAUAUACAAUAUCAAUUUUACCAGCACUUUUUUAUGUACUUGUAUCUCUGAAAACAAAAUCGAAUACACGAAUUGCUAUUGAUGCAAUUAUGACUGCUAUCUAUGCGUUGGUUAUGUCAAUAGUACUUGUAGCAACAACUGCUCAAAUUCUUAAAUCAGGUUUCUUAGAUCCAAGUGCUGUUUUUCUACCGAGUGUUGCUAUAACAUUUACUGUUACUGGUUUACUUCAUCCAAAUGAAAUGUUUAAUUUAAUACAUGGUUUUCUUUAUCUUGUAACAAUUCCUGGUGGAUAUCUUUUGCUUGUUACUUAG
Rotaria socialis is the source of this 612-nucleotide messenger RNA. Lineage: Eukaryota; Metazoa; Rotifera; Eurotatoria; Philodinida; Philodinidae. The record is from the annotation of a GenBank genome assembly.